AACCCCAACCCCAACCCUAACCCUAACCCUAACCCUAACCCUAAACCUAACCCUAACUCUAAUCCUAACCCUAACCCUAACCCUAACCCUAACCCUAACCCUAACCCUAACCCUAACCCUAACCCUAACCCUAACCCUAACCCUAACCCUAACCCUAACCCUAACCCUAACCCUAACCCUAACCCUAACCCUAACCCUAACCCUAACCCUAACCCUAAUGGCCGUAACCCUAACCCUAACCGUAACCCUAAUGGCCACCCUAACCCUAACCCUAACCCUAACCCUAACCCUAACCCUAACCCUAACCCUAACCCUAACCCUAACCCUAACCCUAACCCUAACCCUAACCCUAACCCUAAUGCUAACCCUAACCGUAACCCUAACACUAACCCUAACCCUAACCCUAACCCCAACCCUAACCCUAACCCUAAACCUAAACCUAACUCUAACCCUAACCCUAACCCUAACGCUAACCCUAACUCUAACCCUAACCCAAACUCUAACCAUAACCCUAAACCUAACCCUGACCCUAACCCUAACCGUAACCCUAAUCCUAACCCUAACCCUAACCCUAACACUAAC
Messenger RNA from Columba livia (rock pigeon), 582 nucleotides. RefSeq names its product circumsporozoite protein-like. The annotation marks the transcript as partial. The transcript has 3 exons. Lineage: Eukaryota; Metazoa; Chordata; Aves; Columbiformes; Columbidae. The record is from RefSeq and is a predicted model, not a curated record.